UGUGAACUGGGAGAUAUGUACUUGUGCUUUUUCUUGGUAUUUGUUUGUCCCGUGAAGAGGGAAACUCCGGGGGGAAUACUCAGUCCGACCAAGAGAGAUGGUUCCAGCUGGUUAAUCGACUGGUCGUCAGGUCGACCUGUCACCAUGACAACAGAAGUGGGCUCUGAGACUGAGGUGAAGGAGAAAGCAGAGGAGUCAGCUACUCAGUCUGACCAAUCAGAGAAGGCAACAGAAGCAGAAUCCCAGGAAGUAGCGAGUGCGGAGGGUGAGGAGAAGGAGACAGAAAAGGAGAAGGAGAAAGAAAAGGAGAAGGAGAAAGAGGGGAAAGGAAUAUCACGAUACCUGCCAUGGCUUAAGAAGCAAAAGUCUCAAAGCCAGACCUCUCCAACCAAGGAGGUGACACCUACUGAGGAAGCAAUUAGCACAGUGAAACAGGAAGAGGAGGGGCCUGCCCCAGAAGUGAACGGUCACGCAGAGGAAGUGGAAGAGAAGGAGGCCGCCAAGUCAGAGCAAGUGAAGGAAAAAGAAGCAGAGUCUCAUUCCAACGCCAGCGCAGACACUGAGCCUGCCAAGGAAGAGAAGGUGGACGAGAGCCCUGACAAGAGUGCCGAAGAGACCAAGGAGACAACAGAGGGAGAGGGAGUACACGAGGACAAGAAGGAGCAGGAAGGAGAGGUGCAAGGUGAAGGGGAGGGAGGAGAGGAAGGCCAGACCUCCAUUUUUCAGUCUCCUCUUCGUCUGGUGAGGAAGACCAAGAUGAAACUGGUGGUGUGUCGUGUCACCCAAAUGGACGGGGCCGACUUCACCUGUGAGGUGGAGAAACGUGCCAAGGGCCAGUACUUAUUCUUUAAGGUGUGUGAGCACCUGAAUCUGCUGGAAAAAGACUACUUUGGACUGUCAUACAUAGACAGCCAUGAACAGAAGUGCUGGUUGGAUCCUACUAAGGAAAUCAAGCGGCAGAUACGCAGUAACAACUGGCAGUUUUCAUUCAAUGUCAAGUUCUACCCUCCCGACCCCUCACUGCUCACUGAAGACAUUACCAGGUACCUGUUGUGUCUGCAGCUCCGUGAAGAUGUGGCGUCUGGUCGACUGCCGUGCUCAUUCGUCACUCAUGCUCUGCUGGGGUCGUACACAUUGCAGGCGGAAUUUGGUGACCAUGAGCCCGAUCAGCCACAGCCUCUGGACUACAUUAGCCAGGUGACCUUUGCGCCCAAUCAGAACAAAGAGAUGGAGGAGAAGAUACUUGAGCUCCACAAGUCUCACAGGGGAAUGACACCAGCACAGGCCGAUGCACAGUUUCUAGAAAAUGCCAAGAAACUUUCCAUGUAUGGAGUGGACCUACACCAUGCCAAGGAUUCUGAGGGCGUGGACAUCAUGCUAGGCGUGUGUGCCAACGGGCUCCUGGUUUACAAAGACAGACUUCGGAUAAAUCGUUUCGCUUGGCCCAAAAUCCUCAAGAUUUCAUACAAGAGGAACAACUUCUACAUCAAGAUCAGACCAGGAGAGACGGAGCAGUUUGAGAGCACGGUGGGAUUCAAACUCCAGAAUCAUCGAUCUGCCAAAAGGCUGUGGAAAGUCUGCGUGGAGAAUCACAGUUUCUUCAGGUUAAAUGCACCAGAACCUCCCACCAAGGCUCGCUUCUUGACCCUGGGCUCCAAGUUCCGCUACAGCGGACGAACCCAGGCCCAGACCCGCGUGGCCAGCUCCCUCAUAGACCGACCCGCACCCAACUUUGAACGCACCUCAUCGAAACGCAUCAGCCGCAGUCUGGACGGAGCACCAGUGAUCAGCAUAACUGACACAGCUGAGAAUGGACGAGAGCCCCACCUGGAGCUCCACUCUGACUCUAAGGUUGAGGAGGUGGACUUAAGCCCUGGUGAUGUUGAAGCCACAUCUGCCCAGAGUCCAUUGAGAGUGCAUGGGGACAAUAUUUAUGUGAGGCACAGUAAUUUAAUGUUGGAGGACCAUGAUAAGACCCAAGACGAGGUUCUGAAACACCAAGCUAGCAUAAGCCAGCUAAAACGCUCCUUUAUGGAGGCGCCACCUCCCUCUCCUCCUCAGCUCAACCAGUGGGAGAAACGUCUCACCUCCUCCCCCGCCACAACAAUACGUGUUCAACAGCAACAAGUGAGCCUUGAAGAGGAGAUAGCCUCUGUACUCCUGAGUAGACCCUCAUGCGCUGGCGUUUUUUCAGCCGCUGAAGCUGUCUGCAGUUUCCCCGAUCCGACACUAGAUGCCGCUCUAACCGCACGUUCUGCCGCUGCGCUCUCUGCCACCGAGGUGAGUGAGCCCCGCGUGGAAGCAGCCGCAGCCGCAGCCGAUAGUACGAUCUCUGAUACCAAAGAGCCUGCAAAGACGGGCGAAGUUGAAAUCGAAGAAACUGUUGUCGUCAAAGAAGUUUCCAAAGCAACCAAACCUGGACUUGUCACAGUCACAGUUACAAGCAGUUCUCCUGAUGGCCUAUCAGGCGACAAGGAAACAAGAGAACAGGAAGUGAAGGUUGAAGAAAAAGUUGUGGUCACGGUGGAAACGAAAGCAGUAAAGCAGGAGAGCAUUUCCUCUGAGAGUGAAAGUGAGGAAGAAGCAGAGUACCACCCGAAUGUCUCCGUAUCCAUCUCUCAUACACAAAUACCAGAGGAGGAUGAAGAGGAGGGCAAGAUAGAGGAGGACAAGACGACAGAGCAGGACAUGUCCGCUCCAUAUGUUGCUUCCCAUCCGGCUGAAAUCGUUCAACUCGCAGAAGAAAUCAGUCGAGGGGUAGAGGAGUCCCGGAAAGAGGACACAGAGGCAGCAAAGAAGAAGAUCGCAGUGAUGGAGAAAGAAGGUGUAAAGGAGACAGAGGAAAGCACCGACGAUCCGAUGAUGACGUCCGAUGAAGCCCUCAAUGGUCUCACCCCGACCGGGGAGGCUGUGACCGGGUUGGAGGAAGAGGAGGAGCCCAAAGUGAACGGACAAGCCUCUUUGGUUGAACCAGACCAACCCCGGCCACAGGUUAUUUGUUGCUCUGAGCCACCUGUGGUAAAGACAGAAAUGGUGACUAUAUCAGACACGUUUGCAGCCCAGAAAACCGAGAUAGCCACAAAAGAAGUGCCCAUCGUACAUACGGAAACCAAGACCAUCACUUACGAAGCCGCACAGUUGGAUGGUAAUGGCGACGGUGAGCCCGGAGUGUUGAUGACUGCUCAGACAAUCACCUCUGAAUCUCUGUGUACCACGACAACCACACACAUCACCAAGACGCUAAAGGGCGGCCUAUCGGAGACGAGGAUUGAGAAGCGCAUCGUCAUUACCGGCGACUGCGACAUCGACCACGACCAGGCCCUGGCCCAGGCCAUUAAGGAGGCCAAAGAGCAGCAUCCUGACAUGUCUGUUACCAGAGUGGUGGUUCAUAAAGAAACUGAACUGGCUGAGGAGGAGGAUUGACUGAACUCAGAGCUGAAGGGCCCACCAUGACUGUUGUCCUCUGUUGACGGUUAACGACCUUCAUCACCCUACGACCGACCGACCGACCUUGACUAAGUGAAGAGGAGGAGCUGAAGAACGGGAGGAGAAGACUGAUGGAGAGGAGUUGCCGGUCUUUCCCAGUCUGUCUUUCUAACAUGUCUGUGGUCCAUCUAAAUCACUCACUCCAAGACCCAAGUAAAAAGAAAAACUAAUAUCCUCACCGUUUCUGAGGGAACAAAAAAGAACCACUUUGUUAGCUUAACAUUUGUAGCGUGUUUUUAUUUUUUAAUAGUGCUUCUUUUUUCUCUUUUUUCUUUAACUGAUUGUUUUAUAAAACAAGAGAAGAUAGUAUGUCUUUCUAUAUUGCAAAAAACGAAACUCUUAGGAAUGCACUGAUAGCCGUUUCUUAUAAGACAAAGCUAGAUACUAUUUUACCGAUACCAAUAACCUUCAGUAACACUCAAAGCAAAUUAUUUUCCCACACAAAGGCAGAUGCUGUCGAUAUCAAAUCAAACAACUUAAACCUUUUUUUUUUCUUUUUUUUUCUUCGUCUUUUUUUUUCUUUUUUUCUAUUCUUGGAAUGUAUAUCAGCAAAGCAAAUGUGUUAUUGGUGCAUUCCUAAACAAAAAAAGUAAUUUGAUUACAGCUCCCUCCCUCACUUCACUAAAUUGAAAAUAACAAAAUAUAAUUCAGUCAUCCAGUUCAAAAUUUUUACAGCAACAAGAAGCCUGCCAGAAACAAUGAGACACAACACCAAAAAAUGUUCAAUGUUAAAAAAAUUCAACAGUAUCACUCAUUAAAACUGUCAGUCAGAGUCUGAUAAUGAUAGGAACUAGCUGUCACAUAAUCACAUUUUGUAGCUAAUGAUUACAGACAAUAAGGGAGCUGUAAAUUGAAAAUAUUGCAGUAAAAACCACUCAACCAGUUCUAUUUUUUAAUGCUUCUGUCUUUUGUUUCUCCCUGUUAGUAAAGUAAUUAUUCCUCCACAUUCCGUGUGUGUUGACUGGCGGCAGAGUAAGUUCAUUUUCAGCUCAGUGUCGCUUUUUACUCAAUUCUAAGAAGAGGAGACAUUUUCACAUUUACAGUAUGUGAGAAUGGAAUGAAUCUUAACUGGGCUGUAGAAUGUACUUUGAACUGAAAGGAAAUGACUUUGAACUGAAAGGAAAUGACUUUGAACUGAAAAGGAACUGACUACCAAGCUGGUGUAUACGACUUUCUGUACACUAAACUAAAUGAAGGUUAUAAUGUGGGAGCAGUAAUCCAGCUUUUUAUUAUCUAAACGCUCUCUCUGGGCCCACCCAGCGUACGACACUGACCAUUCCUACUGGGCCGCAGGGGGAACUAGGGAGCAGUGAACUGACCUUCGAUUGGGAGAGAGGACCAGUAAACAGAGGGAUAAUUGGGAGAUACAUGUGGCGCUGUACAGAGCCGACCACGGUCAACUUGGGAGAGAUAAAGAAAUUGAACAUUGAUGCAUGUUGGUCACUUUUGAGUGUCUGUCGUGUUUUGCAUCCAGUGAGUAAUAUGCAACUUGAAUUAUUCAAAGAGUUUUGUGCUUCAGUCAGCACGGGUACCAAAACAAUACACGCCGCUGGAACAACUUGACAACCAGUUCUGUCCAAAAUUCCGAAUAAUGAAAUUCCCACCAGUUCGUGAACUCUGCAUCAGAGCCUCGUUUGUCGUCAUAGUUCAGCACUUGAUUUCACUCCCGGCUUCUUUUCCGUACCAACAAAAUCUGCUAGACCUAAUGUGAUCUGGAAUUAAAAUCUGUUCACACAUUUGUAAUCUUGGAAGAGUAUCUUGAGCGAGUUUAGAAUAGCAGGGCCACGGUGCUGAUUGGUUUGAGAGCGUGCAGUUAACCGAUUAUCCCCGGCUCAUACACUAUGUCUAGAUAAGAUUAUCUCUAACACGGCACUCACUGUGUUGUUCUGCUGCGUUAAUGUGACUUUUAAAUGUUUCCGUUUCGAAAUAGUGUAUUCUACAUUAUUCUGCCACGCAAACAACACUCGGAAAUCUGAAUCUCUCACCACAAUACACGAAUACACAGAGAAGGAAACCAUUACAUCACCACAGUAAAAUUCAUCUUAAAGGGAAGUGUAUCACAGGUGCUCUUGAAACCCCCUACAUGGAAUCUCAUGAUGAUUUAUUCAUUUUCUGUGUCCUUUUACCAAGACGUUCAGCUGAAUUCCACAAAAAGUAAAAAUGUGACUGUUUUAAAUAUCGGUGGCAUGAAAUGGGUUCGACCGAGGAGCUUGGUCUACUGCUUUUAGUUGACACAGAUUUUUUAAUUGAGAGCAGAAGAAAACAAACACAUUUUACAAAAAAUUGUCAAUUGUGGCACAGAUUUAUAUAAAGAAAAACAUUCCACCUGGACUUGCCUCGGCCUUUCUUAACCCUCCUCUCUGACUGGACAUCGUGGCAUUUUACAUAAGAUUCAAGAAAUGUUGAUAAUAAACACAGUUUCUUCAUUUUAAGUAGUAAUCUUAUCCAGAUGAUGGAGUGGUAAAGACGGUCUAGGCUGGGAAACACUCAUCUGACCUCUGCUUUGCAGUUCAAUGACAUUCCAGAAGAGGGCGAAUCUUUAACCGCUAACCCUCUUCCAAAGAGACAGAGCAGCAGAUGACGGAAUAUUAAAAAAAAACUGUAACCCCUGGCAGCUUCGUAAGCUUUCGCUGUUUAAAGAACACAUAUUUGUAGCUUUUCUCAUCAUUUGUCUUUUUUUUCUUUCUGUGAAGCUGAUCUAGAUGUUGAAAGGCGGGAGUUGUUGUGCCCCCUUCUUGGAUAUUUAUAAGAUUGUCACAGUGUAUUUUUGUUUGGACACUGAAAGAGCACCAUUGCAAAUCCAUAGUUCUGCCACCAUGUCCUUUUUUUCUUUUCUUUUUUUUUUGCUUUUAGCCACAGGUUGAACCUCUUCUCCUGGGGCCUGGGCUCUCGUCUAUCCAGUCACAGGAGCUUUGGGGCUGCCCGGUUGGUUUUUCCAAAAUGUUUGUAGCUCUUUCUCAUGACAUUUAUAUGAGAUCAACCCAAGGCAAAUUCAAUGACAAAUGAAUGAUUAACUUUUAUUAAGAUGAAGAAAAAAAAGCUGCACUAGACAGGGUUGUAUUAUUGGAAGUUUUUCCGCUGUUACCACAGCAACUCCACAUUGGCACUCACGGAUAAGAAACGGAUGAUUGUACGCCGGGUGAUUUUAAAACUGUCAGGGAUCUCAGCACAAUGGAGGGAAUUGUUGCAUUCGUCUGAUCAUGACUUUGUGUGUGGGCAGAUGAAAUGGAUUUUUUCAUAAUUGGCAUAUAUUCUCCACACUUACAUGUCAGGCUUUGUACCACACUUUGGACAGAUGAGACGGAACACAGUCAGUUAAAACCAGCAUCAUUUUGUAUUUUAACCACAUAAAAAAAAACUCACUUUCAACAAAACUUUGUAUGGAAACAAAGUUUGGAAAACCAACCAAGCUCCCCUCGUUGCUCUCUCAUAGCACAACCAAUGAUCACUGGUAGGGUUUCUCUAUCUAGCAGCUUAUUUGUCUGGUGUCCCCCCACACAGCCACUCCCCACCCCCCGUGUAACACUGUUUGAAAUAAAGGAUUGUUAUACUCCGA
Molecule: messenger RNA, 7042 nt
Organism: Scophthalmus maximus (turbot)
Lineage: Eukaryota; Metazoa; Chordata; Actinopteri; Pleuronectiformes; Scophthalmidae
Gene: epb41l2
Product: erythrocyte membrane protein band 4.1 like 2
Exons: 25
Coding region: 16-3423 (1135 amino acids)
Biological process (GO): cortical actin cytoskeleton organization
Cellular component (GO): plasma membrane; cytoskeleton
Molecular function (GO): actin binding; structural molecule activity
Source: RefSeq, a predicted model, not a curated record